AUGGCUACGAAUGAAAACCAUCUCAAACUUAUGUUCUUGCUAAUGUUAUCAUGCUUGUGGAUUUCCUUUGCUGCUGCAAGGGACACCCUCGAAUUAGGCGACACUCUUAAUUCCUCAAGUUAUCUAGUUUCUAGAAAAAGAGCAUUCACUUUGGGGUUCUUCCACUCUGGAAGUACCAGCAACAUCUACUUGGGAAUAUGGUUCACCAAUGACCCUAAAAAAAUUGUUUGGGUUGGCAACAGAAACGCACCUGUUGUGAACACUGCUGCGGUUCUUACGUUAGAAACCAAAGGAAAUUUCAAAAUUUUGCCCCAAGGUGGAGAUGCAAUAUCUCUGUAUUCUCAUCAAGCAACCAACUACACAGACACUCUCUUUGCAACUCUAUUGGAUUCAGGGAAUUUUGUCCUGCAAGAGUUGGAUUCCAAUGGAACUACGCAAAAGGUUUUGUGGCAAAGUUUUGAUGAGCCUACAGACACACUUCUGCCGGGGAUGAAGUUAGGUGUCAACCACAAGAAUGGAAGACCUUGGUCACUUACCUCAUGGUUGAACGAGGUUGUCCCAGUUCCAGGGCAGUUUUCUCUAGAGUGGGAUCCCAAGGGUCGCCAAUUGAUCAUUCGGCGACAAGGGGUGGAGUUUUGGACUAGUGGGGUCUUGAAAGGUGGCAAAUUUGAGUUCAUAUCAGAUGAAUACAAGAGCAUGUAUAAUUUCACCAUUGUUUCUAACGAGGAUGAAGAACACUUGGUUUAUAAUGAUAUAAACCAAGGUGGACAAUCAGCGUGGUUUCUAAGUUUUGAGGGGAAACUUCUCAGUUUUGAUGGAUCCUAUAUUGCAGAAACGGAAAACUGUAAUGGACACAGUACUGAUGGAGGCUGCAUGAGAUGGCUACCAUCGUGUCGAAGUCGUGAUGACAUGUUUGAUAAAAGAUCUGGUUACUUCAUACAAGGGCCUGAACCUAGCUCCUUGGAUUAUAACACUAAACAUACCAUGAAUGAUUGCAGGGUUACUUGCUGGAACCUCUGUGGCUGUGAUGCCUAUACUUUCCUAUAUGAUAAUCAGACUGGAUGCAAAUUUUGGGAGAAAAAGGGGGAAUUCUUCCAAGACCUCUCUGGUAUAAUUCCAGCUCUUUAUGUUCUAAUACCAAAGUCUUCUCAAAAUGGUACAAAGAAAUGGAUAUGGGUUAUUGGUAUAGCCAUAGGUGUCAUUCCUCUAGUUGUAAUUUUCUUCUGCAUCUUGUGCCACCUAUCAAGAAGGAGAAAUGUAUUUCUUCAAGUGGAGAUGGAUGCAAAGAGUGACGAUGGAAUGCUUGAGCUAAUGAACUCCGAUACGUUUACCACUGUCAAUGAGCUUCAAAAUGAUAGAAAGCAGGGGAAUGAUUUGAGAAUAUUCAGUUAUAAAUGCAUCAUGUCUGCGACAAAUAACUUCUCAUUAGAAAACAAGCUUGGAGAGGGAGGCUUUGGACUUGUUUAUAAGGGAGUAUUUUCACAAGGGCAAGAAAUAGCUAUAAAGAGACUUUCAAGAAAUUCAGGACAAGGAAUGUCAGAGUUCAAGAAUGAGUUGAUACUUAUAUCUGAACUCCAACAUAUGAAUCUUGUUCAACUUCUAGGUUUCUGCAUUCAUAGAGAAGAGAGAAUGUUAAUCUAUGAAUACAUGCCAAACAAAAGCUUGGACUACUUUCUCUUUGAUUCAACCAAAAGCAAAAUGUUAGAUUGGCCUACACGUUUUAGCAUAAUUGAAGGAAUUGCUCAAGGAUUGCUUUACCUCCACAAGUACUCAAGAUUGAGAGUAAUCCAUAGAGAUUUGAAAGCUAGUAAUAUUCUCCUAGACGAAAAUAUGAACCCCAAAAUAUCUGAUUUUGGUAUGGCAAGAAUUUUCCAACAAAAUGAAUUGGAAGCAAAUACUAGGAGGAUUAUGGGGACAUAUGGAUACAUGUCUCCUGAGUAUGCCAUGGAGGGAGUUUUCUCUAUAAAAUCUGAUGUCUACAGUUUUGGAGUUCUAUUGCUAGAAAUCGUGAGUGGUAGGAAAAGCAACAAUUUCUACCACACUAAGCACUUGGACAAUCUUGUUGGAUAUGCAUGGGAAUUAUGGAAAGAAGAUGCCAUGUUAGACUUAAUGGAUCCAACACUUAGUGAUUCAUUCAUCAAGGAUCAGAUGUUUCGAUGCAUUCAUGUUGGUCUCCUAUGCAUAGGAGAUAGUGCAAUUGAUCGACCAACAAUGUCAGAUGUUAUAGCUAUGUUGGCAAAUGAUAGUUUGACACUACCUUCCCCUGAAAAACCCAUAUUUUCUAUAGCUAGAAAAGCAAUUGAAGCGCAUAUAUGUGAGAAAGAAUCAGAAAAUUAUUCAAUAUAUGGGUUAUCCAUUUCCAAUAUGGUUGCACGAUAAAGACAUUAUUGUAUAAUAACUAUGUACU
Molecule: messenger RNA, 2407 nt
Organism: Quercus lobata
Lineage: Eukaryota; Viridiplantae; Streptophyta; Magnoliopsida; Fagales; Fagaceae
Product: G-type lectin S-receptor-like serine/threonine-protein kinase CES101
Exons: 7
Coding region: 1-2379 (792 amino acids)
Biological process (GO): protein phosphorylation
Cellular component (GO): plasma membrane
Molecular function (GO): protein serine/threonine kinase activity; ATP binding
Source: RefSeq, a predicted model, not a curated record